GUCCUUUGUAUGUGUCUUGUGAUCUUCUUGGUGAACUACGCGUUGAUACAAGCAGGACGAUGGCUCGUUUGUUUUGGUUUUGAUCGAUGCUGAUGCAGAUGCGUACAUGGUAAGUCAUUCAGACAGGCCGCUGAGUCCGAUGCUAAUGUACUGCAGUUCAAGGAUUCAUACUACCACGACCCCGAUGGCGGGCGAAAGGCAGUAUUUGAUCUCCAAGCGCAAGUGAAGGGGUAUCUUGGAAAGACCGAGCCUAGAUUGGCCCAUUUGCCAAUUGUGAUACGAGCUUUUGCCAACAUGGAUGGCAUAUCUGGUCAUCUCUCGAGAGUCGGGCUAAUAAAAUCGUCCGUAGCUUUGUGGGACUUUGCAAAAGGCUUCUCCCAAGCUCAUGCUGGCUCUGACUUCGUCUUCGUCGGAAGUGGGAAGGAUCGCGCAGACAAGAAGAUCAAAGGCGUUUUUGAACAGUUUGUGAAAAAUCCUACUUGCCGCCACAUCGUUUUUGGAGCUUGUCACGACAACGGCUACGUAAGACUUUUAGAGGAUUUCACGGAAGAUCAGGCUGUUGUCGAACGAAUCACACUUCUCCACUCGUUCAGUGUGGGUAAAGAGUUCCAAAGGUUGCCCUUUCGAUCGAUGACGAUGAAGUCGAUUUUUCCGACCUGGUUGCCCGAGAUCUCUAGGAUUUCGACACCAAACAGCAGCCCUGGAGCUCUUGCGAGGGUUGUAAGCCACAGUCCCACUGGAGAUAUGCAGGCAAGUCUCGUAAGCGGCAAGGAGACGAGCAACGGAACUCUGGCUUGUGGAAGAGAUCUUCCUCAACGCGUCCUCGUCAAUGCAACUGGCCAGCGAGUCGACGAGAAGCUCUCAAAUCCUUCUCAGGCAGCAGUCCUCAGUUGGAGUCACAAAAUCAAGGUAGUGAAGAUGAGGUACUGUCGUAUGUACCAGCUUAGCGAUGGUUGUCCAGGGAACUGCGGUUACUCGCAUGGUCCUUUGUCGGACGAAGAGAAGCUUGUCUAUCGGUUGAAUCUCAGGCGGGAGGUCUGUCGUACCGGUUUGGGGUGUCGUGACUGGAGAUGCUAUUACAGACACAACUGCUUCUGUAACAAACAGCUCUGCAAGUUCCCAAAGGAGAUGCACAGUGUUGAUAAAGCUACUGCAGAAGUAUUAGCGAAUGGGCAAAGAGAGGUCUAUUUUAAGCCUAGAGACGGUUAAGCUAUUAGACACUCGAUGGAAACGUCAGGCGCAGUACAGCGCAUGUUACUUUGUUAGACAUUUGCUUCUUGGAGCAUAUAGUUGGAUAGAGCUAU
Boeremia exigua is the source of this 1304-nucleotide messenger RNA. RefSeq lists its product as uncharacterized. Bases 295 to 1209 code for a protein of 304 amino acids. The record is from RefSeq and is a predicted model, not a curated record. NCBI's taxonomy places the organism in Eukaryota, Fungi, Ascomycota, Dothideomycetes, Pleosporales, Didymellaceae. The transcript has 2 exons.